CGGUGGGCCGCGGGGAGCCGUCCGUGUGAGACAGGGAGAGCAGGGCAGGGGAGCGGGGAGGCGGCGGGCAGCAGGCAGCAGGCAGCAGGUUUGUUUAUAAUGUAUCUGCAUCUGAAGAAAUAGAAAGUGGUUUUAUACGAUGCUGACUAACACCAUAGGACAUCAUUUAAUGGUACAUCAAGCAAUGAUUCCAAGAAGCCUGAAGCCGUUUUCCUAUAUCUGUGGCCAUAGAAUGUUGUCAGGCUACAAACCUAAAAGGAAUGUCAAGGACUCUUACAAAAUUCUUGAGCUUGAGGAAGGAUGUUCACUCGAUGAUAUCAGAAAUUCAUAUCGAAGUCUUGCCAAAAAGUACCAUCCAGACAGCGGUUCCAUCACAGCAGAUUCUGCAGCAUUUGUGAAAGUAGAAGAAGCGUACAGAGUUGUGCUUAAUGAUGUGGCAAACAAAAAGAAAUCCACUGAGAAUAAGGAAGAGGAGGAGGAAGACCAGCUCAAAUCAAACGCGCCACAGCAUAGACACUACUUGAGUUUUGAAGGUGUUGGUUAUGGAACACCAAGCCAAAGAGAAAAGCAGUACAUGCAGUUCAGAGUAGACCGUGCUACUGAGCAAGUGUUGGCAUACCGAACGCGGAGACUUGAAAACCAGUACGUUGCAACGGACCUUAUGAGAGCCAAGGAUGUGAGACAGAGCAAAAAAGUGAAGAUAACUCAGGCAGUUGAACGGUUGGUCGAGGACCUCAUCCAGGAAUCAAUGGCAAAAGGAGAUUUUGACAACCUCAGCGGGAAAGGAAAACCUUUGCAGAAGUUUUCGGAUUGUCCUCAUAUCGAUCCUAUGACUCACAACCUGAACAGGAUUCUGAUAGACAACGGAUACCAGCCGGAGUGGAUCCUCCUGCAGAAAGAAAUCCGGGAAACGAUCGAGCGAUUAAGAAAGAGCUUAGUGGAAUCCAGGAGUAAGCUCGGAGAGCCAAUGACUCCGUAUAGGCAAAAGGAAUGGAAUCACAUCUGUGAGCAGUUCGUGGAAGAUAUCAGGAAGUUAAACAAAAGAAUUGACAGCUUCAAUUUAGUUGUUCCUAUUCUGAGCAGACAAAUGGUGCACUUCAGUGCAGACAGAGAAAUCAUUCGAGCACAAAAGACCUACGAAGCUUCGAUGGAAAGCACGGAGACUUCUGAUUCAGACACAAAGGAAAAUGAAGGGGAAGGGGUUAAACGGUUUGGGUGGAAGUCUUCUCUACUGAAGUGGUUAAAUACUACAUUGAAAUAAGAUCAUAUUAGCUCACCUCUCUUGUCACGUUUUUGAAUGCACUUUAUAACUAAAACCUGUAGCGUGAGAGAAAUUUCAGAUUCACUGAAAAUGUAAAAUCCACCUGGCUGUUAUACCUCUUGAAAGGAAUUGGGGUGUCUGAUGUUCACUUGUGGGUAAUUAAUUCUUUGUGAAUGCUGCUAAGGAACAAGUGAAUUCAGUUCUCCUAUUGCAGCCCAUUUUUCCUUCUGCUUAAAUCAAAAUUUGUGCUUUUCGGUGUAUAAUGAUUUAAUGAUUUGUACAAUGCUGUUUCUGUAACAUGAAACCGACGCGUCAGUAAAACACUGUAAGGACAAAGUGGAAGUAAAAGUCUGGCUGUGCCCUUUA
Centrocercus urophasianus (Greater sage-grouse) is the source of this 1627-nucleotide messenger RNA. RefSeq names its product DnaJ heat shock protein family (Hsp40) member C28 (gene DNAJC28). Lineage: Eukaryota; Metazoa; Chordata; Aves; Galliformes; Phasianidae. Bases 140 to 1261 code for a protein of 373 amino acids. The record is from RefSeq and is a predicted model, not a curated record. The transcript has 2 exons.